AACAAAAAGAAAGUAAACUUUUUGUUUCUGUUAGUCGCAAAUUGUCGUGUGUGAUGGUAGUUUGUUUGUGAACCUUUUCUUGGAUAUCUUAUUUUUCGUGUUAUAUAAUGGGACAGUUUUUUAAAAUAGCCCUUUUUCUUUCUCUUACACUUACAUAUACCCUUGCCGACGUAUCAUCACUGCAAGAUCAUAAUCAGGAUCAUUUAGAUCCCUUAUCGAAUCAAGACCAAGAACUUACUACAAACAACCAAGAUAAAAGGACCAUCUGCUCCACUUUUAAUAAAUGUGGAAGCACUAGUAGUUAUGUUAAACGAUUAGUAAUAAAAAAACCGCAAAAAACCGUGUUACUAAGACCUGUUGGGAUUAGACCGGUUAUUGUAGGUGGCUAUAGAUACACAAAACCAAAGUUCCAACUCAAACUAAAAGCUCCAACCACAGUUCAUGGCGGUUGGAAGCCUGUAAUAGCAACUCAGUCAAAACCUGCAGUAGAAGUAGUAAAGCCAGCAAACCAUAUCGAUGUAAUUCACAACUAUCCAGUACCUCACCUAGACCAAGUGGCACCUAGUGUUCUGCAUCAGAAUUUUGCUACCCCUCAUUCACAUAUUCAACCAGAUCAUAUACAUCUACAUGCAGCAGUUCAACCGGAAUUUGUACAUUUAUCGUCACUUUUACCUGCACCUCAUGUUGACCAGCUGCAUCAAGUAAAUGUUCAACAUGGUAACCAUUUUGACUCUUUUACUCAUCUUGAUCAUCUACAACCAGAACCACAACCUCAGCCUAUAGUACCCGUAGCGCAACCAGUUGUUCAAGUGGCUUCACCUCCGGUUGUUCACUCUCCAACUUUAUUUGAAGUAACCCGCCCCAAUUUAGGAGUUCUGCCUUUAGGCGCCAGAUUUCCGCAUCCAGUUUUAAAAGAAGUAGCUCCACCACAGACGCAUAUAGCACCUGUGCCAUUACCUGCUUCACCUGUACCUCUACAUGAGCACAUAUUACCCCAUCACCAUCACACUCCUGCAAUACAAGGAAUUAUUCAAACUCCUAUAGGAUUACCGGCAAUAGCUCCUCAGCCAGGGGUAUCAGUAGAAUAUCAUGGAACAAGAAACUUUUUGGCUCUUGCACCUCACCUUCAUUUUGGAGCAUUACAUGCUCAUCAGCAAUUGCCCGUAGAACAUCCUGCACAUAAUUUUGCUAUUCAGCAAGACUUACCUUUUCCUCAUUCUGCCCAUGGAUUUGUCACUCCUCAACAAGCAUUACCUUUUGAACAUGGUGCUCAUGCAUUUUCUACUACACAACAGGCAUUACCCCACGAUCAUGCUACCCAGUUUGCCGUUCACCAACAAUUACCUCACGCACAGCAACAGCCGCAUUUUCAACAAUAUCAAGAUAUACCUCAAGGGCAAUUACCUUUAGAAGGUGAACAUCAAUUCCAUGAACAAUUUGGCUCGACUUUGAACUUUCAAAAUCAAGGUCAAGUAAUCCAGCCUGGUCAGUCUGACUUACAGAUUCCUUACCACUUGCCUCAACAUGCUGGAUGGGAACAAGAGGAAUCAGGUCAAGAGGAAAGUAGGGGUAAUGCAGAACAGACUUUUAGGCCAUCGCCGCAAUUACAAGCUCCGUAUGUAAAGUAGAGAACUGCGAUGCGAAAAAGUAUUUAUUUAUAUGUUUUUGUUAUGCUUCUAGUCAUAUAUUUUAUUUUUGUUAAUAAAUUCGUUUGCAAUAAAAAA
Messenger RNA from Anthonomus grandis grandis, 1724 nucleotides. RefSeq lists its product as uncharacterized. The coding region runs from base 108 to 1628 and encodes 506 amino acids. The record is from RefSeq and is a predicted model, not a curated record. Lineage: Eukaryota; Metazoa; Arthropoda; Insecta; Coleoptera; Curculionidae. The transcript is spliced from 4 exons.